This is a messenger RNA of Aspergillus homomorphus CBS 101889, 1321 nucleotides long. RefSeq lists its product as uncharacterized. The record is from RefSeq and is a predicted model, not a curated record. The transcript has 3 exons. NCBI's taxonomy places the organism in Eukaryota, Fungi, Ascomycota, Eurotiomycetes, Eurotiales, Aspergillaceae. The coding region runs from base 107 to 1321 and encodes 404 amino acids.
GGACCACGCUGUUUGUCUUUCUGUUCUCUCCGUUGUCGCUCCUUAUCGCCAGCAGCGAUCUCAAACGCCUUGUUGGCGUGCGCGAGAACAAUAGCCUCUAGCAACAAUGUCAUCUCAUUCCAGGGGCAGCAUUGCCCACUCUCUGUGGCAGUACGGCCUUCUAUUCUCGGUGUGUCUUCAGACCUCCGCAGCGGGGGACAGCGAUUCCCCGUCCAACAGCAGAAAUGGGUACAGUCAUGGACAGCCCAUUCCAGUGACCUGUCUCAAUCGGACCAUUGACUCUGGCGAACAUAUAACCGAUACGCAAGGCCACCUGCAAUACAUCCCCUUCCCGACAUGCAACGAGACCUCCCUGCCCCUCGCCCUCCACUACGGCGUCUCCGAAACCGUCAACUGCACCAUUGCCUCUCUCCCAGAUGAGCUCUACCACCUUCUGGAAUACUACGUGCACUCAGACGUGCCAAUGACCUGCCGCGUCCCCACCGCCCCAUUGGCGCAGCACCUCCUCAGCACGCCCGAGACCGACGCCGACGAGCCAGCGGCGAGCAACGAUAUCGACACCGACGGACCCUCCUACACCCCGCUCACCUUUGCGCUGCAGGGAACCCUCCAGCGGAGCCAUCUCCACAUCUGGACGGACAUGAACCUCCUGGUGCAUAACAUCGCGGCGAAGCUGAGCCCCCAGCGGAGGAAGAAGAAGAAGGGCAAGGGCAAGGCGGCCGCGGGCUACGUAGUCGCGGGCACGGCGUACUCGGUCCCGGAGUUCGACGUUAUCAUCCAGAAGCAGAUGCAGCAAAAACAUACCAGCGAUGAGGAGAAGGCGGCGUCGGCGGCGGUGGCGGUGGCGGCCAAGGAUCCGUGGACCGCUGGGCAUGGGACGAAAGUGAUCCGGGGCGAGCCAUUGACGUUCUCGUUCCAUGUCAGUUGGGUCGAGGGUGGAAGGGGUAUCGGCUGGCCUGCCUCGGGGCUGCGGUCGGUUGGUGCGGGGAGUGGGGGAGAGGGGGAAGGCGGCACGGGCUUCUUUUCGAGGCUGUUAUUCUUCGUUAUGGCUGCUGGGGUUGGUGCGGUGGUGGCGUUGUAUUGGGAGAGGAAUGGUGGCUCGCUGGGUAUGAGGCGGCGAAGGGAUGAGGGGAUCCUGGGCGUAAGUGCGUCUUCGAGAGGGAAGACUGGAAAUGGCGCUGUGGGCAUUACGUAUGGGAAUGGCGGCCGGAUGAAUGGAUAUGGUGGUUAUUCUUCGGCUGGGACUGGGGCUACGGCUGGCGACGGAGCCGGGGGUGUUUAUGGGUAUGGAGGGUAUACAGGUAGUGGGAAGAGGGAUUGA